Molecule: messenger RNA, 2396 nt
Organism: Prosopis cineraria
Lineage: Eukaryota; Viridiplantae; Streptophyta; Magnoliopsida; Fabales; Fabaceae
Product: protein PIR-like
Biological process (GO): regulation of actin filament polymerization; cell morphogenesis; regulation of translation
Cellular component (GO): SCAR complex
Molecular function (GO): RNA 7-methylguanosine cap binding; small GTPase binding
Source: RefSeq, a predicted model, not a curated record
GUGCACUGCUUGCAGUUUUUAAUAUAUGAGGUGGUUUCUGGUGGGAACCUUAGGAGGCCUGGUGGGCUUUUUGGCAACAGUGCUUCAGAAAUUCCUGUUAAUGAUUUAAAACAACUGGAGACAUUUUUCUACAAGCUUGGUUUUUUCCUUCAUAUUCUGGACUAUACAGUCACUGUUGCAACAUUGACAGACCUUGGUUUCUUAUGGUUUCGGGAAUUUUAUUUAGAGUCUUCUCGAGUCAUUCAGUUUCCAAUUGAGUUCUCUCUUCCCUGGAUGUUGGUGGAUUGUGUACUUGAGUCACCAAAUUGUGGGCUUCUGGAGAGUGUUCUGAUGCCAUUUGACGUCUAUAAUGAUUCAGCACAGCAAGCACUAGUCGUGCUGAAGCAACGGUUCCUCUAUGAUGAAAUUGAAGCUGAGGUGGACCAUUGUUUUGAUAUAUUUGUUUCAAGAUUAUGUGAAACUAUUUUCACAUAUCAUAAAAGCUGGGCAGCAAGUGAAUUACUAGAUCCUUCUUUCCUCUUCGCCUCAGACAAUGCUGAAAGGUAUUCUGUCCAGCCUAUGAGGUUCAAUAUGCUGCUGAAGAUGACUAAAGUCAAGCUACUUGGGAGGACUAUCAAUCUGCGAAGUUUGAUUGUUGAAAGGAUGAACAAGGUUUUCCGUGAAAAUCUGGAGUUCCUUUUUGAUCGUUUUGAGUGUCAGGACCUGUGUGCCAUAGUGGAGCUAGAGAUGUUAUUGGAUGUCUUAAAACAUGCCCAUGAAUUACUGUCUAGAGAUCUUUCCGUAGAUUCCUUCAGUCUCAUGUUGAAUGAGAUGCAAGAGAACAUUUCUCUCGUGUCCUUUUCUAGCCGACUGGCCUCUCAGAUUUGGUCAGAGAUGCAAAGUGAUUUUUUGCCCAAUUUCGUUCUUUGCAAUACCACUCAACGUUUUAUCAGAUCAGCAAAGGUUAUUCCUCUACAAAAGCCAUCUAUACCCUCUGCCAAGCCUAACUUCUAUUGCGGCACUCAAGAUUUGAACUCUGCUCAUCAAAGUUUUGCACGACUGCAUAGUGGAUUUUUUGGAAUACCUCACACGUUUUCGAUUGUUCGACUUCUAGGAUCUAGAUCAUUACCAUGGCUUAUUCGAGCUCUUCUAGAUCACAUAUCCAACAAGAUAACUAUGAUUGAACCAAUGAUCACUGGAUUGCAAGAAUCAUUGCCGAAAACUAUUGGACUUCUGCCUUUUGAUGGAGGUGUGACAGCUUGUGUGAGACUCGUUAAAGAACAUCUUAACUGGGGGACAAAGGCUGAGCUGAAAACAGAAGUUCUCCGUGGGAUUAAAGAGAUUGGAAGUGUACUAUACUGGAUGGGACUUCUAGAUAUUGUGUUGAGAGAAACAGAUACAAUGCACUUCAUGCAAACUGCUUCUUGGUUGGGCUUGGUUCCUGGUGCAGACGGACAAGUAUCAAAUGCUCAUGAUGGUGGAGACAGUCCUGUUGUUAGUCUCUUUAAAUCGACAACUGCUGCUAUGGUGUCAACCCUUGGAUGCCCAAAUCCUAAUUCUUUCCACAUCAUGGCAAAACAGGCUGAAGCUGCAGAUCUUUUAUACAAGGCUAACUUGAAUACUGGAAGUGUGCUGGAGUAUGCCCUUGCUUUCACAAGUGCUGCUUUAGAUAAAUAUUGUAGUAAAUGGAGUGCUGUACCCAAGACAGGCUUCAUUGACAUUACAACCACUAAAGAUUUCUACCGUAUAUAUAGUGGUCUCCAAAUCGGAUAUUUAGAAGCAUCUGUCCAAGUACCAGCAAAUAGUUACGAAGGGCUGGGUGAUUCGGUGGCUUGGGGUGGUUGCACCAUAAUAUAUUUGCUUGGGCAACAGCUGCAUUUUGAGCUCUUUGACUUCUCAUAUCAGAUCCUCAAUAUUGCAGAAGUAGAGGCUGCAUCUGUGGUUCAAACAAAUAAGAACGCGCAUUUUCUUGUUCAGGGAUGGGAUGCAUUACUGGAAGCAAUGAAGAAAGCAAGGAGAUUAAACAACCAUGUAUUCUCUAUGCUGAAAGCACGCUGCCCCUUGGAAGAAAAGACAGCUUGUGCUAUCAAGCAAAGUGGUGCUCCGCUCCAUAGAAUUAAAUUUGAGAACACAGUUUCUGCAUUUGAAACCUUGCCACAGAAGGGGGCCUGAACUAGUGCUGUGCUUCUCCCCAGUUCCCUGACGGUCUUACUGUCUGAGAAAUUUGAUGUAACUUUGUACCGUGUCUGUAUAUGUGUUCUACUGUUUAAUUGUAUGUAAUUGCAUCAUAAUUCACGAACACUUGCUCCCGUUCAGAUGACGAAACGGGAGGGCGUUUGUUGGUGACUGGAUGAGCCGUCGUUGCCAAAGACUUGAACAUCAAUCUAAACCACACUGCCUUGAGAAUGCAUUUGAAA